Molecule: messenger RNA, 642 nt
Organism: Erythranthe guttata (spotted monkey flower)
Lineage: Eukaryota; Viridiplantae; Streptophyta; Magnoliopsida; Lamiales; Phrymaceae
Product: late embryogenesis abundant protein At1g64065
Biological process (GO): defense response to other organism
Cellular component (GO): plasma membrane
Source: RefSeq, a predicted model, not a curated record
AUGGCUGAGAAGGAGCACCAGCCACUGCCAUACGCCAACGGCCACGGCCGGAGCGACGCAGAGGCGGGCGCCGCCGCUCACGACGCCAGGGAGCAGCGAAAGAAGAAACGCACCAAAUGCUUUAUCUACAUCGCACUAUUCGUUAUCUUCCAGCUCGGCGUCAUCGCCAUAUUCUCCGUAACCGUCAUGAAAAUCCGAACCCCCAAAUUCCGGAUCCGCUCCGCCCAUCUCACCACCUUCCACGCCGGAACCCCGGGAAGUCCGUCCUUCUCCGGGACGGUGAACGCGGAGUUCUCCGUGAAGAACGCCAACUUCGGACGCUACAAGUACAGGAACACCACCGUCGGUUUCUUCUACAAAGGAACGCCGGUGGGCCAGGUUUUCGUCCGCGACUCACGCGCCGGUUGGAGAUCGACGAAGAAAUUCAGGGUGGUGGUUGAUCUGAACUUGGCCAACGCGCAGGGGAAUCCUCAGCUGGCGAGUGACUUGAACGCCGGGGUGGUUCAGAUUACAAGCCAGGCUAGAAUGGCGGGAAGAGUGGAGCUGAUAUUCGUGAUGAAGAAGAACAAAUCAACAGAUAUGAAUUGCAACAUGGAAAUUGUGACUGCUACUCAGCAAAUCAGGAAUCUCGUCUGCAAAUGA